Molecule: messenger RNA, 1504 nt
Organism: Galendromus occidentalis (western predatory mite)
Lineage: Eukaryota; Metazoa; Arthropoda; Arachnida; Mesostigmata; Phytoseiidae
Product: glutamine synthetase 2 cytoplasmic
Exons: 5
Coding region: 39-1124 (361 amino acids)
Cellular component (GO): cytoplasm
Molecular function (GO): glutamine synthetase activity
Source: RefSeq, a predicted model, not a curated record
AUGUUCCUCCAUAUCGUUGACGCUCUGAAGACAGUGCGAUGUCCGUCAACCACGCAGCGAAGUUGACCCUCAAGUCCUACCUUGAGCUCCCCCAGCCCAAGGAUAAAGUUCAGGUGACUUACAUCUGGAUCGAUGGUACGGGCCAAGGUCUCCGCUGCAAGACGAGAACCGUCGACGCAGAGCCAACGAAACCGAGAGAUCUGCCCAUCUGGAAUUUCGAUGGAUCAUCAACCGGACAAUCGAGCGGGAAGAACUCCGACGUCUAUCUGUACCCUGUCGCCAUUUACAAAGACCCCUUCCUAGGUGGCCCGAACAAAUUGGUCAUGUGCGAAACUUACACUUUCGAUAAGCUGCCACAUCCCACCAAUAAGCGCUCUCCCUGUGCCGAAGCUGCAGAGGCAUGCAAAGCGGAGAAACCCUGGUUCGGAAUCGAGCAGGAAUACACUCUCCUCGACGUCGACGGUCAUCCCUACAUGUGGCCGAAACAAGGAUUCCCGGGACCUCAAGGACCGUACUACUGCGGUGUCGGCGCCAACAAAGUGUCUGGUCGGGAUCUCGUCGAGGCUCAUUACCGAGCUUGUCUUUACGCUGGAAUCAACGUCGCCGGGACGAAUGCAGAAGUCAUGCCUUCUCAAUGGGAGUAUCAAGUCGGACCAUGCGAGGGAAUCGACGUCGCGGAUCAGCUCUGGGUCUCCAGAUACAUACUGCAGCGAUUGGCUGAAGACUUCGGUAUCGUCGUGAGUUUUGAUCCGAAACCGAUGCCUGGCGAUUGGAACGGUGCCGGGGCUCAUACGAAUUUCUCCACCGCGAGCAUGAGGAACCCGGGUGGAAUCUCGGCUAUAAUGGCGGCCGUUGAGAAGCUUUCCAAACGUCACGAACAACACAUCAAAGCGUACGAUCCCAGCGAGGGUCGGGACAAUGCCAGACGUCUGACCGGAGCGCAUGAGACCGCUCGCAUCGAUCAAUUCAGUUCAGGGGUUGCUCAUAGAGGCUGCUCCAUCCGUAUUCCGAGACAGGUCGAUGAGGACAAAUGUGGUUACCUCGAGGACAGGAGGCCCUCAUCGAAUUGCGAUCCGUAUUCCGUCGUCAACAUCAUGCUCAGAACAUGUUGUCUGAACGAAUAAAGCUCCUCCGAAAUGCGUCGGCAUGCUCAGGACAGCAUGUUCGAUUUAGAGCUGCGCUACUAUUUGAGGGUUCUCGCACAUUAAGCACACAUACCCUCUGAGGAAAUUCAAACUUUAGUCGACAUUUAUUUCUGGUGUGAAUGAUGCGGAAAUGUACAGUUGUAUCAUCGGCCUUUGAAUCGGAAUGACUACUUUCUUCCUACCUGUCGACGUUUUCCAAGGACCCUGCUCCUGAGGCAACGUCAAUCAUUCGCGAAUCCGGAGGGAUCGCUGCGCACUGUUUGCUUAUCACCGCCUUGUUACGAGAUGACUUUCAUCGGACGCGUACAUGUUGAAACUGUUCGAAAUUGUGGAUCAUUUCAAUAAACAACAAUCCAUGU